UUGACGUCCUCGGGAGGCGACUCAUUUUUGUACUCAAAACCAGCGGCCCACAGAAACGAGAGAGGCGAUCGAUCGAGGGACGGCGGCGAUGGCGGACAGCUCGGAUUCCUCGCCCAUGGGGUUCCUGUGGAGGCACUACGAGGAGGUGAAGGAGCACUGGAGGAGCAACUUCUCCUUCUUGGACUACUACAAGAAAACCUUGGGGCGCAAGGAGCCGCUCCCCAAGUGGACCGACGCCGACGUUGAGGAGUUCGUCGCUUCCGACCCCGUCUACGGUCCCCAGUUAAAGGCUAUAAGGGAAUCGAGGAAGUAUGCAAUUGGUGGAGCUCUAUUGGGUGCGGCUCAUUUAGGUGGUGUUUCCUUGGGAUACUCAAAGAGUCCACAUGGUUUUGUCUUGGCUACUGCAUUUGGAGCCCUCUGUGGUGGCGUCUUUGGACUAGAAGUUGCUGAACACUGGGGGCAACUCUACAAGAUCGAUAAGCAGGCAGCAAAUCUCAGGUUCCUCUACUGGUGGGAGGACAAAAUUUCAGGAAAGUAAAGCAACUGUCAUCUGGUUAGGUGUUUCGACUGGUCCUUGGCAUUGCCUGCAGUACUCGUAAUGGAAAAGAUCCCCACUUUUGUUUCUUAUCUUUUAGAAUAAAAUAGCAGCUGUGAUGAUUAAAUCCAGUUAAACAGACAUUUUGAGUUUGAACAAAAUGUGUUUCAUGAUCUUGGUGGUGUCCGGUUUCUUUCGCCGUCUUCCUAGAAAGUGUUCUUUGACACCUUGUGUAUCCAAGCUGUCAAAGAUAGUAAUUUUCAUUUUAUAUGCUAUGCCUGUGGGUUUAAGGGUUUUAUCUAUUCUAAGAUCAUAUAUCUUUUUAA
Messenger RNA from Musa acuminata AAA Group (dessert banana), 861 nucleotides. Its product is annotated as succinate dehydrogenase subunit 6, mitochondrial. The transcript has 4 exons. Lineage: Eukaryota; Viridiplantae; Streptophyta; Magnoliopsida; Zingiberales; Musaceae. The record is from RefSeq and is a predicted model, not a curated record. Bases 89 to 538 code for a protein of 149 amino acids.